Messenger RNA from Oppiella nova, 3111 nucleotides. NCBI's taxonomy places the organism in Eukaryota, Metazoa, Arthropoda, Arachnida, Sarcoptiformes, Oppiidae. The record is from the annotation of a GenBank genome assembly.
AUGGAAAACUUGGUUUUAAUUAUAAGAAAUAAAUUCAAAUCUCAUUACUCGGACUACUCGGAGGCUAUUGAGAGAGACUUUUGUGAUGCACUCAUAACUGCUAAGAAUGAGGCCCUCAGAGACCACAAGGAAUCGGCCCCUUAUUUGACUGAUGAUAACCUGGCGAUGGCUGUGUUUGAUCUCUUCAUUGCCGGCUCUGAAUCCUCGCAAAACACCUUUCAAUGGAUGACCGAAUGCCAACACAUGAGGACAGGAAUCGAUGCCAUUAUGUCAUGGCUUUCAUCUCCGGAAAUGCAGCGAAAGUUGAGACAAGAGAUUGAGACACAAAUCGGAGACCGAAUGCCAACACAUGAGGACAGGAAUCGAUGCCAUUAUGUCAUGGCUUUCAUCGCUGAGACAAUGAGGUUCAGGAUUACGAUGCCGACUGGUCUGAACCACAGGGCUGUGGUCACCAGUAAAAUAGGGAAAUAUACAAUUCCUGAAGAUCUGGGGAUUUUUGUAUAUCAGGGCUACAUUUGUCGUAAUAAUAAGGAUUGGGUCAAAGGAAAUGAGUUCAUUCCCGAGAGGUUUCUGGACAGUAAGGGACAGUUCAUGACUACCCGUCCAAAGGCGUUCAUCCCGUUCGGUGUGGGACGACGUGUUUGUUUGGGCGAGAAGUUAGCCAUCGCUGACCUCUUCCUAGUUUUGGUCACAUUUCUGCAGUCGACACAAGACUACGAUAUGAUGUCAGAGAGCAGUACUGGUAUCGGUGCCGACCCUAACAUUUCCAUAUCAGCUAACAAACAAUAUGGACCUGUAUUCACGGUAUGGUUGGGAACUGUACCCAAUGUGUGCAUAACGGACAUAGAUAUAGCCCGCGAGGCCUUCCGUAAGAAUGACUCCUCCGGAAGAGUUGCCUCUUAUUUCGGGAGUGUAUUUUCAAAUGAAAAGGCGAAUGACGUCUUGUUUACCGAUUACGGACAUACGUGGAAAGCCCUGAGACGGGUCGCACAUUCAGCCGCACAAAAGUACUCAACAAAUGAUAAACUCGUGUAUUUGGCCAAUGAUUGUGUCCAACAAACUGUCAAAACUUUCGGUCAAAGACAUAUGUUUAUCUCUCAUUACUCGGACUAUUCGGAUGAUAUUGAGAGAGACUUUUGUGAUGCACUCAUAACCGCUAAGAAUGAGGCCCUCAGAGAGGGUAAAGAGUCGGUCCCUUAUCUCACCGAUGAUAACCUGGCGAUGACUGUCAUCGACCUAUUCAUUGCGGGCACCGAUACCUCAUAUAAAACUUUUCAAUGGCUUUUACUAUUAGUCUGCUAUUACCCGGAAAUGCAGCGAAAGUUGAGACAAGAGAUUGAGACACAAAUCGGAGACCGAAUGCCAACACAUGAGGACAGGAAUCGAUGCCAUUAUGUCAUGGCUUUCAUCGCUGAGACACUGAGGUUCAGGAAUAUAGCCCCACAGGGAGUCCCUCAUAGGGCUGUUGUCAGGACUACUAUCGUCCCUGAAAAUAUGGGAGUUCUUGUGUGUCAGGGAAUCAUUUGUCGUAAUCAUAAGGAUUGGGACAAAGGAAAUGAGUUUAUUCCCGAGAGAUUUCUGGACAGUGAAGGCAGGUAUAUGACUACCCGUCCAAAGGCGUACAUCCCGUUCGGUGUGGGACGACGUGUUUGUUUUGGUGAGAAGUUAGCCAUCGCUGACCUCUUCUUAGUUUUGGUCAGAUUUUUGCAGUCGACUCAAGACUACGAUAUAGUGCUCGACAGUCACAGUGUGUAUAGAAUAGCUAAAUUCUAUCACUUGAGAUCCACUUUGCCUCCCGGGCCACAUCCAGUUCCUUUAUUGGGAAAUAUAUUGAUGUUCAAAUCGAAACUCCAUUUCGAUGAUGUGCUCCGGAAUGUGGCCAAGAAGUACGGCCCGGUAUUCACGUUUUGGUUGGGAAACGCCCCCCACGUGUUUGUUACGGACAUAGAUAUGGCUCGCGAGGCGUUCAAGAAAAAUGACAUUGCUGGCAGGACUGAAUCAUUUUUCGGAUCUCAAGUAUCCAAUGACACGAUGAAAGACGUUGUAUUUACCGAUUACGGACAUACCUGGGAAGCUCUUAGAAGGGUCGCCCACUCGGCCGUACAGCUGGCAUACGUGGCCACCGAUUGUGUGGACCGGACGGUGAAGACUAUAUUAGAUAAGGAAGGAGUGGGUAAACCCUUUUCGCCCAUCAGCUACAUAUAUCUCACAUUUCUCAACAUAUUAGCCACCAGUACGUUUGGGCAGAGUUAUGAUUUGGAGGACAAGGAGUUUAAGGAUUUGAAACUAAUAGACAAAAAACGAGUCAAUCAAAUGAGGAAAUUAUUUAAAGACACCGCAGAACUCAUGAAACAUAAAUAUAUUUCACAUCAGAAAGACUACUCGGAGUCAAUUGAAAGGGACUUUUGUGAUGCACUCAUAACCGCUAAGAAUGAGGCCCUCAGAGAGGGUAAAGAGUCGGCCCCUUAUCUCACCGAUGAAAACCUGGCGAUGACUAUAUUUGAUCUGUUUUUCGCCGGAACCGAUACAUCCCAACAGACAUUUCAAUGGUUACUCAUUUUGUUGUCGUAUUACCCGGAAAUGCAACGAAAGUUGAGACAAGAGAUUGAGACACAAAUCGGAGACCGAAUGCCAACACAUGAGGACAGGAAUCGAUGCCAUUAUGUCAUGGCUUUCAUCGCUGAGACACUGAGGUUCAGGAAUAUAGUGCCUCAGGGCUUACCUCACAGGGCUAUUGUUAGGACUACUAUUGGUAAACAUACCAUUCCUGAGAAUAUGGCGGUUAUUGUAUAUCAGGGCUACAUUUGUCGUAAUGAUAAGGAUUGGGAGAAAGCAAAUGAGUUCAUUCCCGAGAGAUUUCUUGAUAAACAGGGAGAGUUCAUAACUACCCGUCCAAAAGCGUACAUCCCGUUCGGUGUGGGACGACGUGUUUGUCCCGGAGAGAAGUUAGCCAUCGCUGACCUCUUUCUAGUUUUGGUCAGAUUUCUGCAGUCGACUCAAGACUACGAUAUAGUCCUCGACAGUCAUAAUGGUAUUGAUGCCGACCCUAAUAUAGUCGACGCUUAUUCCCCUCCAGAAUAUAAAAUACUAUUGAAAAUUAAAAGUCAAUAA